AUGGCGAAAUCAAAAGACAAACAGUCCGCGAAACCAGAGUCGCAGAAGAAGAGCGAAAAGUCAUUCAUCAAGAUCGAUAAGAAGGCGUUUGAUCCGACGUUGGCAUCGUUGUUUGCUAGCAGUGAUCGCGUACAAAAGGCGGCAAAUGAUGAGGAGUUGAGCGAACUGGAGGAUGCGGACGAAGAGAGCGAGGACGACAGUGAAGCUGCCUCUGACGAUGCUAUUGAAGAGGACGUGGAAGGCGGGACAAGCGAUAGCGACUCUGACGAAGAUAGUCUGCACUCAACGGCGCUCAUGAGAAACCCGCCAAGACAGCGCAAGCGAGGCGACAAGGAAGAGGUGGAAGAUACGUACAUGCGAAAGCUAGCUCGUGAAGAAGAGAAAGAAGAGCAGCAGCGACAGAAGAAGCGCAAGACAGAGAAGAAGGCACGAGUGGAGGCUUCAGACGACGAUGAGUCCUCCGACGAGUCCGAAGCAGCCGGCGAAAAGUUCACAAUCCCCAAGCAUGAAUCCCUAGCACAAACCGACGAUAAAGAUGCUCAAGAAGUCGAAAAGGCCGGCCGCACCGUCUUUCUCGGCAACGUUUCGAGCGAAUGCAUAAACUCCAAGUCCACCGAGAAGGCCCUCAAAAAGCACCUCGAAUCCUUCAUCGCAGAUCUAGCCGACAACAACCCCCCACAUAAGGUCGAAUCCAUCCGCUACCGCUCCAUCCGCCUUUCGAUAACAGCCUGCCCAAAGCGCGCUGCCUUUGCCAAAAAGGAAAUCAAAGACUCGACCACCCGUAGCACAAACGCCUACGCCGUAUACACUACCACAACUGCCGCCCGCGAAGCCGUCAAGCGCCUCAACGGCAGCGUCUUCCUCAAGCGUCACAUGCACGUCGACUCCGUCGCCCAUCCCACCAAAAUCGACCACCGCCGCUGCGUCUUCGUUGGCAACCUCCCCUUCGUCGACGACCGAUCGCAAGUCCCCACCGCCGAAGGCGAAGUCAAGAAAAAGCCCUCCUCCGACGUCGAAGAGGGUCUCUGGACACACUUUGCCUCCGCCGGCAAAAUCGAGAGCGUCCGUGUUGUCCGCGACGCCGCCACCCGUGUCGGCAAGGGCUUCGCAUACGUGCAAUUCGUCGACGAGAACGGCGUCGAAGCCGCGCUACAAUUCAACGAGAAGAACUUCCCUCCCAUGCUGCCCCGUAAACUCCGCGUUACGCGCUGCCGCGCGGAGAAGAAGAACAAGAAGGACAAGCCGCGUGUUGCGCUGCCGGCGAAUGGCAAGGGCAAGUCGGGCUACGUCGCUAAAAUGACAGACGAGCAGAAGAGCAUGCAGGGCCGCGCGCUCAAUAUGCUAGGCAAGGUCGCAAAGGCGCAGAGUAAAGAGGGAUUCGUGUUUGAAGGGCAUCGCGCGAAGGAGGGGCAGGGCAAGAGUGGGCUUAAGUUCAAGGGUAGUGGUGGGAAGAAGAAGGGCCCGAAUGGGCGCAAGAGUAGGAGUACGGCGUGGAAGAGUAAGAGCAAGAAGUAG
Messenger RNA from Parastagonospora nodorum SN15, 1515 nucleotides. RefSeq lists its product as hypothetical. Lineage: Eukaryota; Fungi; Ascomycota; Dothideomycetes; Pleosporales; Phaeosphaeriaceae. The transcript has 3 exons. Bases 1 to 1515 code for a protein of 504 amino acids. The record is from RefSeq and is a predicted model, not a curated record. Gene Ontology annotation, molecular function: RNA binding.